ACUUCACAUCAGAGCCCAUCUUCAGCCAAUGAGGAGGUCCACUGGAUUGGGUGUCACUAUAACAGAAGGACAUAAUCAGCGUGGUAAGUUUGCAGAACCCUACAGCCUGUCUUGGCCAGCAGGGAGCUCACUUCUGUCAGCGUUUCUGAGGUUUCAAAGUCCACUGUCACCAUGUCUGACACAGAAGAAGUAGAACAGGUUGAGGAAUAUGAUGCUGUAGAAGAGGAGGUAGUAGUGGAAGUAGAGGUGGCCCCAGAGGCAGCCCCAGAGGCAGCCGCAGAGCCAGAACCAGAGCCAGAACCAGUGGUAGAGCCAGAACCAGAGCCAGAGCCAGAGCCAGAACCAGAAGCAGAGCCUGAGCCUGAGCCUGAAGAGGAGAAGCCAAAGUUCAAGCCCACGGCCCCAAAGAUCCCAGAUGGUGAGAAAGUGGACUUUGAUGACAUCCAGAAGAAACGUCAGAACAAGGAUCUGGUGGAGCUGCAGGGCCUGAUCGAUGCUCACUUCGAGUGCAGGAAGAAGGAGGAGGAAGAGCUGAUUGCACUGAAGGAGAGGAUUGAAAAGCGUCGCGCUGAGAGGGCGGAGCAGCAGAGGAUCCGUGCUGAGAAGGACAAGGAGCGCCAGGCCAGACGUGAGGAGGAGAGGCGUAUCAAGGAGGAGUCGGAUGCCAAGAAGAAGGCUGAGGAGGAUGCCAAGAAGAAGUCUGCUAUGACCAGCUCCACCUACAGCAGCCACCUGCAGAAGGCUGACCAGAAGAGAGGAGGAAAGAAAGAGACUGAGAGAGAGAAGAAGAAGAAGAUCCUCGCUGCCAGACGCAAGCAGCUCAACAUCGACCAUCUGAGUGAAGACAAGCUGAAGGAUAAGAUUACUGAGCUGUAUGAAUGGAUGCGCCAGCUGGAGUCUGAGAAGUUCGAGCACAUGGAGAGACUGAAGAGGCAGAAGUAUGAGGUUACAACUCUGCGUAAGAGAGUGGAGGAACUCAGUAAAUUCAGCAAGAAGGGAGCUGCUGCCCGCCGCAGGAAGUAGACUGGCUCAGACUGCCUCUGCACGAAAACCAAACGAUGAUCAACACACGCCAGAUGAAGCACAGCAUGCUGUGGCGAAGAUCAUUGCACCAAAGAAACUAUUGUCUCUGAGAUCUGCGCCGCAGUUACCAAGCCAAAUGGAGAAAAGCCAACCAAAUGCCUUUAGCUGCUGUUCAAUAGCAAUUAAAAGAAGGAAAAUUUUUGUCAUGCUUCCUCUCCCUCCAUUGCUGGUUCUCAGUAUUUUUGUAAAUAAAGUGUGACUCUUCAAGGCA
This is a messenger RNA of Oryzias latipes (Japanese medaka), 1294 nucleotides long. NCBI's taxonomy places the organism in Eukaryota, Metazoa, Chordata, Actinopteri, Beloniformes, Adrianichthyidae. The record is from RefSeq and is a predicted model, not a curated record.